This is a messenger RNA of Hipposideros armiger (great roundleaf bat), 3633 nucleotides long. It is a transcript of the gene AMER2, whose product is annotated as APC membrane recruitment protein 2. The coding region runs from base 1238 to 3247 and encodes 669 amino acids. Gene Ontology annotation, cellular component: plasma membrane. Gene Ontology annotation, biological process: regulation of canonical Wnt signaling pathway. The record is from RefSeq and is a predicted model, not a curated record. The transcript has a single exon. Lineage: Eukaryota; Metazoa; Chordata; Mammalia; Chiroptera; Hipposideridae. Gene Ontology annotation, molecular function: beta-catenin binding; phosphatidylinositol-4,5-bisphosphate binding.
AUUUAUUUUUUUGCUAAUAACCCCUCAGCCAAGAUCAUGAAAUCAAGUGUCAAGGUUACAAUUUAGCAGUCACCUUCAAAGGCAGGGCAGAUCCCUAGAUUGCGCUGUUACUUGGGACUAGGUUUUCCUUUUCCGAGGUCAAGCUGCAGGUUCCUGGGCACUCAGCGACCCUGCCAGGUUUUCCCCUGCUCUGUAGGAGAAGGGUUGUGGGACAACCUUGAGGGGUGUUAGGGUGUGUGUGGCGGGGAGCGAGUAGCACCAGCAGAGGCAGGAGUCGUGCCCAUGUCGUGCUGGAUGGAAAAGGAGAGGGUAGACACUGGAUUCCAAGGACUACCUGUGGAGUGGACCUGAGAUUCUCAAACUGUGUCCUCUAUCCUCAGCUCGGUCCAUUGCGACCAAAUGCAGACUGGGCAGUAUCUUGGAUGACCUCAGACCCAGUAGCUGGAGUCCCAAAAGCUGUGGUAGUCCCAAAGGACCAGUCAACUCCCACCCCACAGAACUGUGGCACUUUCCUGGCAGAGAGUUGCUAAUCUGUAUUUCACUGAUGGCUGGUGUUACUAUAGCAAGAAUCAGAACAGGCAAUAAUAAGGUUUCAACACCGACCUGGAGAUUGUGCUCAGCACGGGACCAAACACGGAUGUAGACAGACACACUCCAUGUCUGCUGGACUUGGUAUCCAAAUAUUAAGGACAGACACGAAGGGUUUGGGAAAGGCACACAGAUUCAUGAUACCAAGGAUAGGUGAUAAGAAGACUAGGCAUUUUGUGUUGGUUGAAAUUUUUUUUUUUGGUCUAUUUUGGGGGCAUUUUGUGAAAGAGCAAAUGUAAAGGAGGAAUCUGAAGGUGGGUAAGAUUGGAUGGAAUUUGAAUUCCAUAAUUACGACUCUAAUUUCUGCAAUCAGCUCGAGGCUCUGUUGCCUGCUCUUGCCACAAGAAAACACUAUGCAGCGCAAAGCCAAGUCGGAUGGAUCUGAAGUGGGUUAGGGUGUUAUAUAAGCCCUUGGCGGGCGGGAGAUGGUCUUUUAAGUGUGUUCCAGCAGCAGCAGCCGGCGGCGGCGGCGGCGGCGGCAGCGGUAGCAGCAGCGGCAGCGGCAGCGGCAGCGGCAGCAGGAGCAGCACCGCAGCAGCAGCCGCAGCAGCAGCCGCAGCAGAGUGGCUCAGGUUGAUUUAGAAUACGGAUGACAGUGGCCUGGCGCGAGCCCACGGCUGACGAAAGCUGCUGAUCCCGCUCGGUUUCCAUGGAGACGAGCGAGCGCGGUGGCGGCGGCGGGGCUGUCAGCGCGCGCGGCGGCGGCGGUCGCGCGUCCGCGGGGGUCUGCAGGAGGAAGGAGGAGGCCGGGGCCGGGACCCUCGCGGCAGACAUGGACUUGCCUUGUGAUUGUGCUGCCGAAACUCCGGCCGCCGAGCAGCCGUCGGGGAAGAUUAACAAAGCCGCUUUCAAAUUAUUCAAGAAGAGGAAAUCCGGUGGCACCAUGCCCAGCAUAUUUGGGGUCAAAAACAAAGGGGAUGGGAAAGGCUCGGGUCCGACGGGCAUGGUGAGGAGCAGGACCCACGACGGACUCGCCGAGGUGGCGGUGCUGGAGAGCAGCAGGAAGGAGGAGCCGCGCGGCGGGGGCGACGCCGGCGGGGGCCGCGGCGGGGGUCGGCCGAACCCCGGUCCCCCCAGAGCGGCCGGGCCCGGCGUGGGCUCGCUAGCCAGCAGCUCCGUGGCUAAGUCACACAGCUUCUUCUCCCUGUUGAAAAAGAACGGGAGGUCGGAAAAUGGCAAAGGGGACCCGGCAGAUGCAGGCAAGGCUGGCGGCAAACAAAAGAGGGGGCUGAGAGGGCUCUUCAGCAGCGUGCGCUGGCACAGGAAGGACAAGCGCUGCAAGGAGGGGGCGCGCGAGGCGCGCGCGGGGGGCCCGGGCGGCCUUACCCUGCCGGGGUCGCUCACGGCCAGCCUGGAGUGCGUCACGGAGGAAGCGCCCCGACCCGCGUGCGCGCCGGAGAACCCCAGCAGGGACGCGCCGCCAGACCCAGCAGGUGAGCCCGGAGGGGGAAAGCCGGGGCCGGCCUCCGCGGAUCGAGAGGCCGAGAGCCCCGGGGUCCCUGACGCCACCGGCGCCCAGGGAGAGGACGCCGUGGGGCAUCGGCGCGCCGAGGAGCCCCGGGCACCCCCCGAGCUGGGCGCUGGGGAGGUCCGGACGGCCGAGGAUGCUUCCAGGACAGGUGACGUUCCGAUAAAGACUGUCCCCCUUGUCGACUCCGACUGUGGCAGUGGCCGGGCGUCUGCCGUCCCUGACCCUUCCUCUGUCGAUCCACCCUCAGACCCAUCGGCCGAUCGUAUUUGUUUGAUGUUUUCUGACGUUACUUCACUGAAAAGCUUUGACUCUCUUACAGGCUGUGGAGAUAUUAUUGCAGACCAAGAGGACGAGGCAGGUCCCAGCUGUGACAAGCAUGCCCCCGGGCCAGGCAAGCCAGUUCUCUCUAAAAAGAACCCCAGCGUGGUGGCCUACCAAGGAGGAGGGGAGGAGAUGGCGAGCCCGGAUGGGGUGGAUGACACCUAUCUCCAGGAAUUCUGGGACAUGCUCUCCCAGACUGAGGACCAAGGACAAGGGCCCCCAGAGGGAGCGGCGAAGGCGGCGGCAGCACUGGACGCCAAGGUGGUACCUGAGACCUCCAAAGAUGCCAGGUGUGCAGAAGCGGCCAAGGACAUGUCCUUGGUCAAGCGCAGGAGGCUCAACCGGAUACCCAUUGAGCUCCAUCCCAAAGAGGAACCUAAGCACCUGGAGAAGGAGCAGCAGGAAGGCGUUCCCAACAGUGACGAGGGCUACUGGGAUUCCACCACUCCGGUCCCAGAGGAAGACGGCACGAGCAGCGGGAAGAAGGCAAGCAUACCCCGGGAUAGCUACAGUGGUGAUGCGCUCUACGAUCUCUACACGGAUCCGGAUGCAAGCCCAGCAGUCCCUCCCGCCAACGAGGAGACAUCCUGCGUGUCCCGGUUAAAGCCCGUGUCUCCAGUCACCAUCACCUGUCCACUGCGAACACCAGGCAGUUUGCUGAAAGACUCUAAGAUCCCUAUCAGCGUCAAGCACCUUGCGAACCUUCCAUCUAGCCAUCCUGUGGUGCACCAGCAACCAGCCAGGAGUGAGGUGCCCAGAACCAAAAUCCCGGUGUCCAAAGUGCUGGUCCGCAGGGUCAGCAACAGGGGCUUGGCUGGGACCACCAUCAGGGCAGCGGCAUGCCACGACAGUGCCAAAAAGUUGUGAGGUCUUCAUUGGACCACAUGUCAAGGAAUACAACUCCCUGGAAACCUGGAAAAAUAUAAGUUUUGCUUCCCCUAAGAAAGGCUUUUAGGACUGUCCCUGCUCCAGAGCCUAGAACAAGGAGACCUUGGUGGCCAACUGGGGCAGGAGACACUAGAGAGGGGAUGUCACACAUGGGAUUCUCCUCCCAAGAUAAGUCCCUGACAAUUAUUUUCAAGCACUUUUUUUUCUUUUUUACCUUUUAAAAAAUAUUUUUCUCUCUUUUUUUCUUUAAUGCACUGAACACUCGGAAGUCACCUUUACUUGCCUUUGCAGAAAGCAGGACUUAACCAAACUGAAGUGUCACGCCAUAUUUGGUGGUGCCAGAGUCCAGAGGGCCUGGAGGAAGC